Molecule: messenger RNA, 2388 nt
Organism: Octodon degus (degu)
Lineage: Eukaryota; Metazoa; Chordata; Mammalia; Rodentia; Octodontidae
Gene: Pemt
Product: phosphatidylethanolamine N-methyltransferase
Exons: 7
Coding region: 187-786 (199 amino acids)
Biological process (GO): phosphatidylcholine biosynthetic process
Molecular function (GO): phosphatidylethanolamine N-methyltransferase activity
Source: RefSeq, a predicted model, not a curated record
GGACAUUGCUCUGAAGAGACUCCAGGGCCCUUGGUCAGGUGAAACUGCUAUGAGCCUCAUCUGCACCCACCCGUGGGGCUGUUGCUGUAGAGCUGUUGCUGAGCCCAUUCAUCAGUGACCCAGGUGACCUGAGUCAUCCCGGGGCUCAGCUGACAUUUCCUCCUGACUCUGGCAGACCUCUGCGUCAUGACCUGGCUGCUGCACUACGUGGACCCUUUGGAUCUCGGCUUCGUGGCAGCUGUCCUCACCAUUGCUUUCAAUCCGUUUUUCUGGAAUGUGGUUGCAAGAUGGGAGCAUAGAACCCGCAAACUGAGCCACGCCUUCAGAUCCCCGCACCUCGCCUGCUACUCUCUGGGUGGUGUCAUCUUGCUGCUGAAUGUCCUACGCUCACACUGCUUCACACAGGCCAUGCUGAGCCAGCCCAAGAUGGAGGGCCUGGAUAACCUCACGACCUACUGCCUGGGCCUUGCACUCCUGGGUGUGGGCACCGUGUUUGUGCUUUCCAGUUUCUUCGCACUGGGGUUCACUGGAACCUUCCUAGGUGAUUACUUCGGGAUCCUCAAGGAGGCCAGAGUGACCACAUUUCCCUUCAGCAUAGUGGACAACCCCAUGUACUGGGGAAGCACAGCCAACUACCUGGGCUGGGCCCUCAUGCACGCCAGUCCCACAGGCCUGCUGCUGACAGUGGUGGUGGCCCUCGUCUACGUGGUGGCCAUCCUGUAUGAGGAGCCCUUUACCGCAGAGAUCUACCGUCAAAAACCCGGCAAGUCCCACCGAAGAAGAUGACAGAGCUGCAGUGCCUCUGCAGGGGACCUAGCUGGCCCGGUCCAUCCCAAGGACUCAGCCCCGCUCUGGGGAGAGCAGCACCGGGCCAUUGCUCCUCGCUUGUGCCUGCGUGGGCCACUCCAGUGCCUUGAAAACUACUGCCUUGGGGUCCUGGACAUGCUGCUGUGUGGCCACUGAGACCACUGUGCCCCGCAGGCCCACCUGUGCCCACUCACCAAUAAAGGCACUCUGACCCCAGCGCCCCUUCUGUUCUUUCCAUCCUUGUCCUUGUCCUCAUGGAGAAGCAAGCUCAGGACUCCGGGAGGACAGAGCCAGGGCAGGGCAGGGCUUCAGUGGCAGAGCCUCUCCCACACCUCUUCCUUUUUAUCUUGCUCCUCUCUUAGCACCCUUCAUGGCUGGAUUCCAGGGUGGCCCCCCAGUGCCAGGAGGCAACUCUACUCCAGGGCUCAAGGAAAAGGGGUCCAAUCAGAAGUCAAGUGACUUAAAAAAGAAGUCCCAUGACUGUCUGGGCUGUGGCCACAGUUUGACUCCCAGGAAAUUUGGCAUCCAUGUCAGUUCCCUCAGCACCCACCCAGGACUCCGAGAACACGCUAGGCUGCCUCUUAUUUAGAGUGAGCCCUUCUCCCAUUCCCUCUUGGUAGACAGGAUGCUGAGAUCACUGAGCCAAGCUGUCGCUCACCUGUGUCCUCCUCAUCCCAGGUGCCCUGCAGGCAGCCUCACGGUCUGCACCAUCCCAGCCUGUGCCAGGGCAGCAACAGACCUUUGCCAGUACCGAAACCCUCUCUGGGUCUCCUUCCCUGCUCCCCAGGGGGGAUGUUUGGUACCAAGAGGUAUCCAAAAAGAUUCAGCCCCUAGUGGCCUCUGUGUUCUGGGGCCUGCUCCCCCGUCUCCCUGUCAGGCCCAGCACCCUCCAUGACUGGCUUUAUUUUUAGUCCCCACUAGCUAGCCCCGCAUCACACUGUGCGGGAACAGGAGGAGGAAGCCAGGACUCCCACAACUAGCAGUCCCAGCCCGGCAGGCCCAGCUCCUGCACUCUCCUGCCAACCUCGCCCCUGUGGGGGGUCACCCCAAGAUGUCACCACCUGCACACUGUUCAGGACACCCUAGCCACCUCAUUGCUCUUGGGAUAGUCUCAGCCUGUUAACCUGCGGGGGAGCAGGCAUCAGUGAGAUGGAGUGCAGAGUGGUGAGAAGCCUUCUAGCCUGCGUGAGCUGCAUGGCCAAGGCCCUGGCACCUGCAGCCUGGUGAGAUGCUUCGAUCCCCGGCCAGAGUGGGGUGCAGCUCAGUAGUGAGAGACAGUACUGUUGGCUGGAAGCAAGGUCUAUGGUAAAAAGCUCCCAAGGGUGAGGGGAUCGUGAAAGGAGAUGUCACUCUAUAGUUUCAUUUUGAGGCUAAUUCAAGCAUCCUCAUUGGGAUGUUAUUCAUAUCAAGUUACCUACUAGGCACAGACAUACACGAUGGCUUUCAGCUUAUCCACAGGGGUGUGCAGCCAUCACCACAGCCAUGUAACAUUUCCAUCUCUUCUUGCCUCUUAGCUGUCGCUAAUCUCCAGCGAUAAUCAGUCACCACUCUGCUUCCUGUCUCUGGCUUUGUCUUCUGGAU